UUAUAAUUUACUAUAUUUACUAUAUUGGAACAACAUAUGAACGGCGACCUCAGCGUCUGUUCCUCGUCGUCCUCAUUAUUCUGCUUCGACUCCUCGGGCUCCGUGCAGGUAGACCACGACAGCCGCGCCACGGCCGCCGCCGACGCAGAUGCCGCGGAAACCCUAAGACGCGGGCCCAAAUCCAAAUCCGAGCGCUCCGGCCGAGGCGGAGGGAAAGAGAGCCUGUACAAAGGGAUGGGCGGGAAGGGCGGUUACGGCCCGCUCCGGGCGCCGGCUCACGUCCGGGCGUCGGCGCGAUUCGACUACCAGCCGGACGUGUGCGAGGACUACAAGGAGACGGGGUUCUGCGGGUACGGGGAGGCCUGCAAGUUCCUGCAGGACAGAGGCGAUUACAAGUCCGGAUGGCAGCUGGACAAGGAGUCAAGGAGUGGGACGACGCCAAGAAGGAGGCGACGGCAAUGCUCGGGCGGCGAGGGAGGGGACGAUGACGGCACCGACGGCACUGAUGCCGACGGCAACGGCGACGAGUUGCCCUUUGCUUGUUCCAUAUGUCGGCUGCCGUUUCGGGAUCCGGUCGUGACCAAGUGCAAGCACUACUUCUGCGGGAAUUGUGCGCUGAAGCUUUAUUCGAAGAACAAGAAGUGCUUUGUGUGCAACAAGCCAACCCUCGGCAUCUUCAGCACAGCUCAUGAGAUCAGGAAGAAGAUGGCGGCGCUUGAUCGGGGCAUCUAAGCUACUUGCUUUUCUAGUUUAUGUGGUGGCAUUUGUCUCUAUUUUGCUCUUAAUUUCGGCAAUCAUGAUGCUUCGAGGUUAACUAUCUCGUCCAAUACAAGAAAUUAUAAACUUGAAAACCUUUGUAUAGUUUUCGAUAUUCAUUUUUGGUCAUGUAAGGUAGCCUGUAUAACCAAAAAUGGGUGGUAGCAAGAUGUUUAUAAUGAAUAAUAGCAUGGCUAUUCUCUUACUGACUAUCGCUCUUGUACUGUAAAUUUAGAGUUAUGAUUCAUCUUUCUGCUGAUAUUUUAGUUGCUUAUUUUAUUUUUAAGCUAAAAGUAAGUGUCAUUCCAUUACUGCCCAAAUAGCUUGAUGAUAACCAAACGAAGUGGAGAAACAUAUGUUCAAAAAGUUAAUGUGGAAUAUAUAUUGUAGGUGCCUCAAAACUAAUUGGUUAGCCCCUAGUGACACGAGUAGAUAUUAAUUUUUCGAGUUUGCUGGCUAUUAGUGUUGCAUCGUCUCGUGAUUUACUUUACUCCCAUCACCUCUCUCUCAUUUGUUAACUUUUUUCAAAAAGCCAUGUUAGUCAAGGGAAUUAAGUUUGCCCCGCAUCCCCAACAGAGUUUAACAUUAAUAUCUUGAUUAACUAUUGAUCCUGCUGUUAUCUUUAUAAUUGCUCUAACCUUGCGAUGUCUAUUAUGGUGACGAUGAUGAUGACAGCGAUUUGCCCUUUGCUUGCUCCAUAUGUUGUCUGCCAUUUCAGGAUCUGGUCGUCACCAAGUGCAAGCACUAUUUCUGCGGGAAUUGUGUGUUGAUGGUAUCUAUUUGGAACCCUCUCAACAUGGCUCGGGAGGUCAGGGACGACCCCUUCUUCGUCCAGUUCCUCUUCUCCACCGAAUCCGCCUAUACAUACAGUAGGAGGGUCGACUUCGCCUGCCGCCGCCGCCACGCCGUCCAAAUAAUCCUUAACGUAAAGAAAAGAGAUCUCCAGGCUCUAAAGAAAUCUAAAACCCUCCCUUCAUUGUCGCCCUCUAAUUUCCCGAUGGACAUCUUCUCUAGGCCGGCCGUUGAUCUUGGCAUGCUGGACCCGUACGGCUGUUACCUCGCCAUCAACUACCUCGACAGAACCAUAUACAUUGUGGGUAAUAUCAACCACGUAGAUGAUGAGGUGCACGUCGUCGCCAGCUGCAUCUCCCUCGCUGCCAAGAUGACACAUUCUGACUACUCUGUCGCCAAUCUCUCCAGUGCGCUGGGGCCGCUAAUCGAGUCGGACGGAGGGAAUCAUCGAGAUGGAGAAGCUGGUCCUGAGCAUUUUGCGUUGGCGCAUGCGACCCAUCACUCCCAUGGCUUUCCUCGACUACUUUCUCUCCUUCCUCCGCCCGCCCUUCGAUAUCGACGUCCCCUUUCAUCGGCUCCAUUACCAACCAUGUGGUUCGGACAAUCCACGUUGCCCAACUCGAGUUGCGCUACAUGGAGUUCCCUCCGUCAGUAGUGGCGGCAGCGGCGCUGCUCACGGCCACCUCCGAUUUAUAUCCCGAUCGACUUCCUGCCUUUGAGUCCGCCAUUUUCGAAUGUGCCUUCUGGAGACUAUCUCAUUCGGUUACGCCACUUACUAUCUCAAUCGGACACCUACCACGCCUCGAAGAGUUCUAAUGUUCGAAACUGAAUGCCACAAUGAUACUUCUACGUCUCUUCUUUCAGUGUUUGAGAUUUCCUUGUAAACAUUAAGAAAACAAGAGCCUUUUUUUCUUUUUCUUUUUUUUGGUUGAAUUGUUGUGUUGGCGGAGUCCAACUUUCUGCUGUGUUUGAGAUCAAAUGCACUGGCUGGGUUCAGUGACCAAUUCUGCCAUCCCUGAGCUGAAAUGGAGGAGAAAAAGAAAAGGCAAGCAAAAACAUUUUUUCAGGAGAAAGUGUCCAUGCAGAGGAAUGAGAUGGCCAUUUAUUCUUUCUUAAUUUUGUCACUUCUUUAAAAGAACACCAUAAAUGUGGAUUAAGGAAAAGUAUUGGAGUCUGUUACUGUUUUUUCACCCCAAUUUGAGCCUGUUACCCUAUUAUAGCGCUAGUUCUUUCUUAAUUUGUCGCUUGUUUCAAAGAAUACCUACCCAUAGCAUUCUUUUCUCCCUUUUCCUUGAAUCUCUCACUUGUUAUGAAGAAGAAUUAUUAGUAUCUUUUUUAUUAUAUUCAGGCGAAGCUGUUGGGGUGCUUGUGGUUGAUGAAGACGUACCCUCCACCGAUUAGAUGAGAUUGCCAGCGGAUGGGAGUUACGUACUGUGGCCGGCCGGAAGAAUUAACCAACACAAGGGAUAAAGGCUUAUAAUAGUUGAGGAAAUGUAAUGCUACGUAGCUUAUUGACGAAUUGUAAUACUAUGUAAGCUUAGAGGAACACUAGAUAGAGGAUACCUGCAUAUUGUAUAGGCCAUUGGACUGUGUAACGCAAACAGAGGAACAGAUGUAGAACAGUUAUUGAAAGGUAUACUACUGCUUGAUUUUGCAUCAAAAAA
Messenger RNA from Ananas comosus (pineapple), 3212 nucleotides. RefSeq names its product zinc finger CCCH domain-containing protein 15-like. Gene Ontology annotation, cellular component: U2-type spliceosomal complex. Gene Ontology annotation, molecular function: metal ion binding. NCBI's taxonomy places the organism in Eukaryota, Viridiplantae, Streptophyta, Magnoliopsida, Poales, Bromeliaceae. Gene Ontology annotation, biological process: snoRNA splicing. The transcript has 5 exons. The coding region runs from base 37 to 732 and encodes 231 amino acids. The record is from RefSeq and is a predicted model, not a curated record.